AGCCGCCACUGGCGGGGCGGGGAGGACCCCUGGGCUCCAGUCCAGCCCGCCGCGUAGCGGACAUGGCGGGCUCCCGGCUCCCUCGGCAUCUCUUUCUCCAGGGCGUGGCUGCCAUCUUCAUGUUCGCCUUCGCUUCCCUCUACACGCAGAUCCCGGGCCUGUACGGCCCUGAGGGCAUCCUACCUGCACGGAGAACGCUGCGGCCGCAGGGAAAGGGACGUUGGCAGCAGCUGUGGGAGACCCCAACGCUGCUGUGGGAGGCACCACGUCUUGGGCUGGACACGGCGCAGGGCCUAGAGCUGCUGAGUCUGCUAGGCACCCUGCUAGCCCUGGGAGCACUGCUGCUAAGCCAGCUGCGCCAUCUCCUAACCUACCUGCUGCUCUGGGCCGCCUACCUGUCUGUCUGCCAGGUGGGCCAGGUGUUUCUUUAUUUCCAGUGGGACUCCCUGCUCCUGGAGACUGGCUUCCUGGCAGUGCUGGUGGCACCUCUAAGGCAGCCCCCCCACCGCAAGCAGGCGCCCCAGAGCAAGCUGGCAGGGGCCUCACCCCACGAAGGCCUCUCCUUCUGGCUUGUGCGCUGGUUGCUGUUUCGCCUCAUGUUUGCCUCGGGUGUGGUCAAGCUGACCAGCCGUUGCCCUGCGUGGUGGGGGCUCACGGCCCUCACCUACCACUAUGAGACACAGUGCCUGCCCACGCCUGCUGCCUGGUUUGCCCACCACCUGCCCGUCUGGCUGCACAAGCUCAGCGUGGUGGCCACUUUCCUCAUUGAGAUUGCAGUGCCUCCUCUGUUCUUCGCUCCCAUCCGUCGUCUGCGCCUGGCUGCCUUCUACUCCCAGGUCCUGCUGCAAGUCCUGAUUAUCCUCACUGGCAACUAUAACUUCUUCAACCUGCUCACCCUGGUGCUCACCACCGCCCUCCUGGACGAUGUACACCUGCUGGCCGAGUCUGGCAGCAGCCGGCGCAAGAAGAUGCCCACCUCCUGGCCCAGGGCUCUGCUGGCUAUGCUGGCCCUGCUGCUGGAAUUGGCCAUCUACGGGCUGCUGGCCUACGGCAUGGUGCACUGCUUCGGCCUGGAGGUGGACUGGGAGCAGUAUGCCAUUCACUCCAGAACCAGUGAGUGCCAGCUGGGGGCUCAGAGGGCAGGGGCUGGGCCACCCCUCCUCACACCCCUUUCUUCUGCAGCCUUCACCUUCCACCAGUUCUCCCAGUGGCUGAAGACGGUGUCCCUGCCCACCAUGUGGCUGGGGGCAGCCUCCCUUGCCUGGGAACUGCUGACCGCGCUCUGGAGGUGGACCCAGGUGCGGGGGUGGCUGCAGAAGUUCUGUGCGGCAGCCCAACUGUCCAUCUUUGGCGCUGCCACGGUGGCUCUGUUCAUGAUCAGCCUGGUGCCAUACUCCUACAUGGAGCCCUCCACCCAUGGGCGCCUCUGGACCGGGGCCCACCGCCUGUUCGGCACCGUGGAGCACCUCCAGCUGGCCAACUCCUAUGGCCUGUUCCGCAGGAUGACUGGCCUGGGCGGGCGGCCUGAGGUGGUGCUGGAGGGCAGCUAUGAUGGGCACCACUGGACGGAGAUCGAGUUCAUGUACAAGCCCGGGAACGUGAGCCGGGCACCCCCUGUCGUGACGCCCCACCAGCCACGCCUCGAUUGGCAGAUGUGGUUCGCGGCCCUGGGUCCGCACACACAGAGUCCCUGGUUCACGAGCCUGGUGCUCCGCCUACUGCAGGGGAAGGAGCCCGUGAUUCGCCUCAUCCAGAACCACGCGCCCACGUACCCCUUCCACAAGCAGCCGCCCACUUACGUGCGGGCCCAGCUCUAUAAGUACUGGUUCUCGCAGCCCGGGGAGCAGGGCCGGUGGUGGCGCCGCCAGUGGGUGGAGGAAUUUUUCCCUGCGGUGUCGCUGGGGGACCCGACGCUGGAAACACUGCUCAGACAGUUCGGCCUUCAGGACAAGAGCCCCCCGCGGGCCCGCAGCUCCAGCAGUCCCCUGACCGAAGCCCUCUACUGGGUGCGGAAACAGCUGUCUCCCCUGGAGGCCCCCACCCUGCUCUGGGGGCUCCUCGCGACGGUGGGGGCCAUUAGGGUCAUGCAGGCCCUCCUGGGCCCUCGGCCCUCCCCUCCCGCCAGGGAGAAGCAGAGGCCAGCCCCCAGGGAGGACUCAGGAGCCACCAGCAAGCAAGCUGCCCCAGCUCCCAGUAACAGCAGCCGUUCUCAGACCCCCCGGCGGAAAAAGUAGCCUCCUUCUGUCAGCCAGACGUCCCGAGAGGGUCAGGGUCCCCGUGCGUCUCUGGCUUUCUGCAGCGGGACAUGGCCCAGCCACUGUGCCUUAGCCAACUGCCACGCGGAGGCCGGCCGGGGUGCCCCCUGUGGGCAGACUCUGGCGGCCCUUCUGCUUUGAUGGCCCACUCAUGCUCCCACCUCAACCACGUCCAGUCCCAGGACACCCACUGGCCUGACCCAUGGCCCAGGAGGCCCCUGCGUGACCCGCCCAGGGUCCUUCCCAGGACAUUGUCAACAGGGCCGGGGAGGCCCUUUCCCUCUGCCCCCACUGUAGGGUCCGCGCCCACCACCCCAACCCCGGCUCCUGCACAGGGGGCUGAGGCUGCCCUGCUGGGGGUGAGCAGGAGAGGUUCGGGUGGUCUCUGCGGCAGCCUGUCCCGUCGUUGGAUCUGUGAGCCAAUAAAGGCGGUUCGUGCAGGA
Molecule: messenger RNA, 2698 nt
Organism: Sus scrofa (pig)
Lineage: Eukaryota; Metazoa; Chordata; Mammalia; Artiodactyla; Suidae
Source: RefSeq, a predicted model, not a curated record